UCAUUGUACGAUGCGGAUUGUUUAUCGAUUUGUUUUGGUUAUUAGAAACUAACGUGAAAUCACCGUGAGAUUUGCGAUUGCCUGAUAAUUAUGAUUCUAUAACGUUAUGCUAUGUCAAAUUAAAUCAUCAAGGGGGUUCACGAUGGAUCAAAUAUACGCUUUGGAGGUUACUUUAAUUCAAUUUGUUCAAGACUGGUUCCGCGACUGGGCCGGGUACCUACAAUGGGUGAAUAACGUCUCGGACCCGCGCAUGUUACUGGAGUUCCUGUUUCCACUCAUCUCCAUUGUGGACUCGGUGUUCGCUGCUCAGAUGCUGCUGGUCCUCAGCUUCGGGGGCUGGUUCAACACUGUCAUGAAAUGGUGGUUACUAGAAGACCGUCCAUACUGGUGGGUGCAUGAGACCUCCUUCUACACCUCGCACCGACCGCGGAUCAGACAGACGCGACAGACUUGUGAAACGGGCCCCGGGUCGCCCUCCGGACACAGCACUGCCGGCGCCGCGACGUUGGUGUUGCUACUCAUGUUCACAUCUCACUUCAUGCGGGAUCGUAAAUGCUACGUGCGCUACUGGAAGUACGUGAUGUAUCCACUGUGUGGCGCCGCGAUGGCGUCUAUCGUGCUAGCCAGGGUGUAUGUUGGGGCUCAUUUCCCCCACCAAUGCCUGUUCGGCGCCUUGAUUGGCGCCUUCUUGGCACCAGCGCUGUGCCUCUACGUGUCGGACCCGUACAUCUGGCGGUACGGCCCGGAGCGGUGCGGGGUGGUGUGGCACGUGGCCGCCGCGGUUAUAGCGGCCGCUAUAGCAGGAGUUACAUACGGCGGGCUCAAGAUAUGUGGGAUAGAUCCGCAGUGGACUGUCAAAUUGGCUUUCCGUUGGUGUCAGGAACCUUCGGAGAUCCACGUGACCACGACACCUCUGUUCUCGCUGGUACAGGGCACCGCCGCCAUGUUGGGCUGGGCUCUUAGUGUCACCCCUGCAGUGGCUGAAUACCGUCAUUAUACGCCGCACCGCUCGCUGGUUAUAGCAUCGUUCACAACCGCUGUCAUUAUGUACGGUUUCCAACAAUUAUCAGCACAAGUCGACAAGAACAAUGUUUACAGGUUCUACACAAGUCACUUUGUACUGAACGUAGUGAAACCGGCGCUGCUGCUGCGGCUUACUCCGGCCCUCGCCAUGCUGCCUUAUACCAAGGAGAAAAUUGAUUAGACUAAUCUAUUGUAUUAAUUAUUUAUUGUGUUGACGCGUAUAAAACUUGGGGACAAGGCUCGGAACCGGUUUUUGUUUCAUACAAAAAAUACCGGUAUUAUUACGUUAUUUUUCGUUCAUACAAUCUAAUAAUAUGAAGUUUGUAAGGGUUUUAGUUUGUUAAGUUUUAUACAUACAUAAUAUGUAAAAAACUGAAUUAUUAAAAUAUAUUCCAUAUGAAGUUACCAUUAUUAAUAAUAUUGGGCUAUUUUGGAGUAAAAAAACCGGUUACGAGUCUUACUUGGGGAAAUCCGUGCAAUAUAGGUCAUCCAUAAAUACAGAGUGGGCAAAAAAUACGCUGACAAAUAUAUUUCUUGUAUUUUUUCUUACUUAGGCCAAGCGCGCACCACGAUUUUAAUUUUUACGACACGAUAUUAGAAUCGCGCUGUAAUAUAUCGCAGAAAAUUCACUGCGCGCACUGCGAUGAAAAAGUCGACGAUUUGUGAUCUCCUUCUAUUUCCAUAAUGAAAUGGGCAACAUCUUAGCGUCUCAUCUUGAGACUGCAUUGGAGAAGCAGGUUCCGACAUGUUGAGGCUUGGAGAGCGAAAUGCCGACUGAGGUCCGGGGUGCGAAUUUAUUAUCGCAGUGCGCGCGGGGCCAUACAACUCCGUAUGCUGCAAUUCACUUUGCGACAAUCGCGUCGCGAGCAGUCGCGGAAAAAUGUGACAAAUCACAAUUUUAAAAUCGCUGUGAUUAUUUUGUCGUAUAUGGGCGCACUGACAUAUAAACACAUACGUUGAAUUUCUGUGACAAAAUUAUCGCACGACUAAAAAUCGUAGUGCGCGCUUGGCCUUACACGUCUUUUUUCAAAAUGUCAGUGAAUAUUUAAAUUACAAUCAAUUAAAUGAAACGAAAACGUGUUAUUUUCAAAAUAUACUCAUUGGGCUUUGUUACACAAACGCUUGCUAAAAUUAUGAAAAAUAUGCAGAGUAAAAUAGUUAUUGACGAUACAAGUGCGGAAAAGAGGAAAUUCGAGAAAAACGAGUGGUGAUAAAUUAAAACACGAUCGAAGGAGUGUUUUAAAUCGACACGAGUUGCGAAUUAUAUAUUCACACGUGUAUCGUACAACGUUUUACAGUACAUAUCGUCGGGUGACAAGCAAAAGUCACUAGUAUCACCACAAGUUCAUAGCCAUAGUGAACCAUAUUAGUACUAAAAGAAGGUCGAUUUUUUGUUCAAUUUUUUUAGUAAUUUGUGACUUUUGGUUGUCACUUGACGAUAUGGCCCUUUAAACUUUUGACAUACGCAAGAAAGGUGCUAUUUUACGCACUAGUGCGGGAAAAUAGGACCAUAUGUACUGUAAAAAUCUUUUUCACCACACCAGCUCGGAAAGGCUUACUAUGCACUUCAAAAACUGAUAGCAAAGUUGCAUUUUAUUCACAUGUGAGGCAAAGUAAACAAAUGCAAAUUUUGAGUUAUUUUCUUUUAAGUUUGAGUUUGCUGGAUAAAAUGUUGUGUUUCACUCGGGGGCAAAUUUUGUUUAACCCCCGUGCUUUGAAACCCUCGCAACGCUCAAGAUUCAAUUUUGUAAUAUUUCGCUUGCUCGGGUAUCAUAUUAGCACGAGCGGUUAAACAACAACUUUGCCCCCGAGUGAAACAAAUAACUAUUUCAUCGUAUUUUUAGGCCACGCUGUACAGGAUGUAACAAAAAUAUUGGGGAUCCGUUUAAGGGCAUAUUCGGUAUCGUGUUCUGAUAAGGAAAAAAAUAGAUUUUUUUUUGUUGCGAAUGGGAUUCAAAAGCGCACAAGAUUUAAUAACUUUGAUCUCGUGUAGUACACAAACAUUUUCACCCUAAGCAGUGAGAACAUACCUAGAGGGACAGAGAUAAUAGAACCCAAGUAUAUCGAACUUGUAUUAGACCCCGUAUGUUGAAAUGACAUUUGACUAUAAAGGUCACUUGAAUGACAUGUUGUCUCACUCAGUGAGCAAAAUGCGAUUUUGUUCACUGAGUGAGACAAAAUGAUUCAGUGAGCAAAAUCGCAUUAUGCUCACUGUUUUUAAGAAGCAAAGUACCCUUGUUCGCGCUGCUGAGGUGAAAAAGGAUUUUUUUCCACAUUACUUGACCAGUGAGAUCCAAUACAGUGUUGUGAAUAUGUAAUUUAUUUAUUUUAUCCAAAGAUGAUGCUUUUGCACUUUUUAUUACUACUUAUACUUCGUUUUUUAGCAUUUAGAAAAAGAGUAUGCAGAAUUGACGUGUCAUUUUAUUCAACCGCUUUAAAAAAAUUGUAUACAUAUAGUCCGAAAAAAAAUUGUAGAAAAUUAUUGAUGGCGCCAUUUCCUACGUAACUGUCACAUUUUUGACGAAAAAUACUAGAGAUGCAACGGAUUGUUGUUUGGCCGGAUACCGGAUACCGGAUGUUCGGCCUGCCCAUCGGCCGAAUAUCCGGUAUCCGGCCACCGAAUAUUCGGCCGGCGGAGCUAUACCUACAUUUCGGUUUUUCAAGUGGGCAUUUUGCAUGUGUGCAGGUUUUGACCUGUUUCGUAGUGAACGUUCGCGCGGACUCUUUUCUAGGUUCGAAAUGAGUGCGCGUGCAAGUCAGUGGAAUGUUUUAAAAUAAUAACGAGUAAGAUUAUGACCGUGACUGUUUUUUAGGGUUCCGUACCAAAAGGCUAAAACGGGACCCUAUUACUAAGGCUUCGCUGUCCGUCCGUCCGUCCGUCCGUCCGUCUGUCACCAGGCUGUAUCUCACGAACCGUGAUAGCUAGACAGUUGAAAUUUUCACAGAUGAUGUAUUUCUGUUGCCGCUAUAACAACAAAUACUAAAAACAGAAUAAAAUAAAGAUUUAAUUUUUUUUUUAAUUAUGGUACGGAACCCUUCGUGCGCGAGUCCGACUCGCACUUGCCCGGUUUUUUAAAUCCAAUUUUGUUUACUCCGAAAUCAAGCAAUGUUACUAUCCGGUAUCCGGCCGGAUAGUAGGUCACUAUCCGGUAUCCAGCCGGAUAUUAAAAUAACGGCCGGAUAGGCCGGAUACCGGAUAGUAACCGGGUAUCCGGUGAAUCUCUAUAAAAUACCUUGGCAACAAUUUAGUAUGGAAUUUUUUUAGUUUCAUUUUAUUUAAUUUUUACUAUUUUAUGUCUCACUAUACCUAUGAACCCAAACGAUUGUAUAUUAUCUUAUAUAUGCUAUAUUAUAAUUGCUACAUAUGUAUUUGUUGAAACUUAUUUUUAAAGAGUAUUUAUUCAAUAAAAAGACACGUCUAGAUUGUUUAUGUUUACUCCUUUUCUAAUGCUAAUAGAAUGUAGGAAUACGAUGUAACACGAGGAAACAGAAUAAUUUUAACAGCGUAUUCCUGAUCAUAUUUAGAGACCAAAAUGUCCUAUAAACUUUUUUGAAAUUCGCCUAGUUUCAGAGAUAAUAUUAAUUAAAAAAAAACAAGUUUUUAUUGUUGCAUAGAGUAAAAGGCCUUUUUGAUGGUGAUGUUGCUGCUAUGGAACGUAGUCUAAAUAUCCUUAUUGAUAGAUGUCAAAAAGUGACAAGUAACACUUUGCAAAAAAUAGGUUUUACGAAAAAAAAAUAUAGUUAAAUCAAUUUUAAGUGACAAGUUUACCAAUAAUAUUUAUUUUUUAUGUACAAAUCCAUUCUAAAAAUUGAAAAAACAAUUAAAAAAAAAUUUUUUUUGGCGAAAUUGACCUAAACUCAUGUUACAUUUUUCCUUUUUUUGACCUCAGAAAUGCGUGGUUAAAAUUAUUCGGUUUCCUCAUGUUACACCGUGUAUAUGUAAAUGUCCUGUUUGGAUACCUAUAAGUAUAGGUACUUAUACAUUGUAGGGUUCUUAACUUUAAAAAAAAUGGAAUAAUUAUUUUUAUUUACCAUUAUACCUAUCUCGUCUAUAUGUAAAGGUAGAAUAUUUAUUUAACUAUGCCUACGCAAACGCUGUGAUAUAAUUAUUUAUUUAGCGAAUUUAUUUAUAUUUAAUGCACCUUAAUGAAUAAAGGAACGGAAGCAAUACAA
This is a messenger RNA of Cydia fagiglandana, 5196 nucleotides long. It is a transcript of the gene G6P, whose product is annotated as glucose-6-phosphatase 3. Gene Ontology annotation, cellular component: membrane. Gene Ontology annotation, biological process: gluconeogenesis; glucose 6-phosphate metabolic process. NCBI's taxonomy places the organism in Eukaryota, Metazoa, Arthropoda, Insecta, Lepidoptera, Tortricidae. Gene Ontology annotation, molecular function: glucose-6-phosphatase activity. The record is from RefSeq and is a predicted model, not a curated record. Bases 107 to 1204 code for a protein of 365 amino acids. The transcript has 8 exons.